ACUCCUCCCUCUAACCCACCUCGCCCUUUCACUCGAUGCUUGACCACCAGCUUUGAUUCGUCCUUUCGCUCCCUCCCCUCCCUUUCCUUCUCUUCUUCACCAUGUCCACAGAGCCAUCUGUUUUGUCGGCUGCAGGUGAACACGAGUCGCGCUCCAUUGAAUAUCCCGCCCGCGAAACUCGUACCCGACGGUCGCGUCGCAGGAAGGAAGACGACCCCGACCUCGAACGAAACCAACCCGUCCGAACCCCCAAAACUAGAGAGAAAGAAAAGGACAAGGAGAAAGAAGUAAAGGAAAAGGAAAAAGAGAAGGAGAAGGAGGAGAAGCUGGAGCCCAAACGGGGCAGCCGUCGCCAACGAGAGAAGUCGUCGUCGACAUCUACUAACCCGCCCAAUUCGGCCGCGUCUCACUCUCGCAAGAGGCCCAAGUUGGAGGCUGCCACCCCCGAUCAAAGCCCCAGUGUUGCGGCGCCUCCUGCUCAUUCACCGAAUCCCGCGCCUGCUGCUGUUCCAGAACGGCCUGCGACCAGUCCUCCUACCACUGCAGUCUCAGCUGCAUCUGCAGCUCCGGCCCCAGCCCCGGCUCCAGCUCCAGCUCCAGCUCUAGCCCCAGCCUCGACGCCUACUCCGAGCACUCCCAUAACGAGCCCGCGGAAACAAACACUAGAUUCUGAAGCGAUGUCUCAUGGGACAUCGCGUCUCCUGAACCCCCCGUCUUUGCCACCGUCGGCCCAUCCAACACCGCCAUCCGUGGCCCCUACAACCCUCGUCUCACCUUAUCCGGGCCUGAUGCCCUCCGCUCCUCCUCCGCGGCCACACUCCCAGCCGCCCGCUCCUCCGCCGCAAAGAACAAGCGGUCAAAAUUUCGAUCCCAUACGGUCGGCCUUUGAUACAUCGUCUCCGGCCCCGGCUCCAGCACCGACUCCGGCGUUGGCUGCUGCGGCGCCGCCUCCGGGGCGCCCCUCCUUUAGUCCCCCGGCCCGCCCUAUCUCACCUCGUCCGACAUAUCGCGCCAGUGCCUCUCCGGCCAUUGCUAGUAUCAUUGAUCCGCCUGCUGCCUCGUCGCCGCCCGUCUAUGCCCCUCGACCCUAUGGCUCUCCAAUUCACGGUGCGUCGAGCUACUCUCCAUCGCCCGCGGGCGCAUCUAUCGCACCCACUCCGCCACAACCUCAACCGCACCCGCAGCCUCAAUCUCAACCUCCACGACCAGUCUCACCGUAUGCCCAUCGAUCUCCCUAUGCCACACCCGUGCAAGCACCGCCGCCACCCCAGGAAUCACGGAUGUCGGCACCAGAACCAAAGCCCCCGUCUGUCCCUCCCCCAUCGGCCUCGGAACCUCAUACCCCAGCACCGUCUAAUAACCGACCGCCCUCGCCAGGUCCCACGCCUAUGGAUGUGGAGCCCGAGGCACCUGCUUCGUCGACAGCCUCUAAGGUGACCAAGAAGGAAGCCAAAACCCCCUCAACAGUACCUGCUUCGAAGGCGCCCUCACCCAAACCGGCCAAGGCAGCCAAGGAAACACCUACGCUACCUCAAGGCUCGGGACUGAUCUCCAAUGCCCUUUUCGGAGUGGAUGGUGGCUCGUCCACAGGCGACUCGAGUAACCGCCAGGUACCGAGUAUCAUCCUGCACGUUCCUAUCCAAGGUCAUGGGAAUCAAAUCAUCAACUUUGCACGUUUAGCGGAGGAGCAAUAUGGGUUCGCGGCCCUACAUCCUCGCCUCGCUGCGCACAAGGAACGACUGGCACGGGUAGCUGCAGCCGGAGCGGCCUUGGAGCGCAACGACAAGGCGAGUGGACGUGGUUUGUCCGCAGGAGAGAGUGCGGAUGAGGAUCUGAGCAUGGAGGUCGACCGGGACAGCGAGAUGGAUGGGGAAGGUGCAACAUCCGCGCCCGCUCGCUCGAAUGGGGCCGAACCGGCAGAUGGGAAGAAGAAGCGCCGUAAGAAGAAGAUGGAGGAGUAUGAUCGAGACGACCCAUUCGUGGAUGAUAGUGAGUUGGCCUGGCAGGAACAGGCGGCCGCCAGUAAGGAUGGGUUCUUUGUUUACAGUGGGCCGCUGGUGCCGGAGGGCGAAAAGGUCCAAGUGGAACGGGCCGACGGUACGAUUAAGCGUGGUCGCGGCCGUGGACGUGGUGGUCGGGGCCGGGGGCCUGUAACAUCCCACCAGGUGCCUUUGGCCGCUGCGGUCCCGAUCUCCCAGGAAACCGGUCUUCCCCUUCGGGGCCCAGGCUCACGAGGCGGCAGUACCACUCGUCGCCCGCGCAUCAGCAAAGCUGCUCGUCAGCAGGCAGAGCAGGAAAGAGCCAAUGCCGCCUCGGGGACUCCCCACGGACGCGGCGGAGGUGCUACCGGUCGUGGCGGUUCGACCAGCACUCGAGGAGGCAAGCACCCUAUGGUCGAGUUGGCGCCGCGUCCAAAUAUUGCCCCUGCUCCUCCGGGUCCCAGUCCAGUGGGUGGAUCGGAGCUUGCGAUGAAGUAGGGCGAUCCCUCUCUCAUCUUCUUUUCUCUCCUCAGUCUCGCCAUGAGUGUCCUGUGCUGGGAAUCAGGCAUGUCUGUUCCUGUUUGACGGACUGCUCAGUGUGUGCGUGCUUUU
Molecule: messenger RNA, 2591 nt
Organism: Aspergillus costaricaensis CBS 115574
Lineage: Eukaryota; Fungi; Ascomycota; Eurotiomycetes; Eurotiales; Aspergillaceae
Exons: 2
Coding region: 102-2477 (791 amino acids)
Source: RefSeq, a predicted model, not a curated record